GCAUCGCCGGUUAUCGCGCCCUUCUCCUUGCCUGCAAUUCGAUCCUCUCCUGAAUCCUUAUCGAUACCUCUCAGCAUGGCCACUGCAGAGAAAAAGAAAGAAGAACAACCUGCCAUUCAGCCGGACGAGUACUCGGAUGGCGAUUACGAUACAGAUGACUAUUCACUGUCCGAAGACGAGCAGGAUCAGAAACCCCAGCGUCCGAACCGACAGCAAGCUCGACGACGCCGACAGCAGCAACGCAAGCGUCAAAACGACGAGUAUGAGGAUGAAAGUGACUAUCUUUCCGAUGAAUACGAUGACGAUGACUAUGAUGAUGCGGAUCAGGGCAAUGCCAUGCAGCCAUAUAAGCGCGGCACACAGUCCCUAACACAGGGCACGAUCACAAACGGAGCCAUGACGGACGCUCCAGGACAAGGGAAAAACGAUGAUGAGCAGGAUGGCCUCAAACUGAAACUGGAGCUGAACCUUGACAUCGAGGUAGAACUCAAAGCCCACAUUCACGGAGACUUGACACUGUCGUUGCUGCUCGAAAUAACUCGAAAAGAGUAUAAGCUCUGGACAACCACAUGGUUCAACCAACAGGUCACCACGGAAACCCACCUAACAGCAACAAUGGCCGCAUCCAACGACGACAAAUCUGCGUCGAGCAAAAACUUCAUUAUCAACCACAUGAACGCAGACCACCAGAAAUCGCUGGCGAUGUACCUCCGCGUCUAUUGCCAGGUCGCCGAUGGAGACGCCAAAGCCGCACGAUUGGAAGACAUCACUCUGUCUGAUCUGCUCAUCAGCGCCAAGGGCACCCGCUACAGCGUGCCCCUAGAUCCACCCAUGAAAACACUUUCCGAUACUCGACAGCGCGUGGUGGCAAUGCACAAGGAGUGUCUUGAACGGCUAGGGCUUUCGGAUAUCAUCAUCAAAGAGUAUAGAGCACCCCGAGGGUGGGAGGCCAUAAACUUUGCUGUGGUCGUAGCUACGUUAAUUGUGUUUUCUCGACGCAGCAAUUUCUUGCCUGGGUCAUUGCUCUACGAGACGGCUGGCCUUGACAGGUUCCCAGCAUUCACUCAGUUUUGUCACACCGUCCAGCCCAUUCCAGGUACGCUUCUGCUGGGCAUUCAUGCUAUUGAAGUGGUUCUGCUUUCGGUGAAGCGCUUGAAACCUCACGGGGUGCCGUUUUUGUCCGGUGUAUGGUUUGCGUGGGUAGCAACCAUUAUGAUUGAGGGGGUAUUUGCAUUCCGGAGAUUUGAUCGGAUGGUGAAGGAAGAGCAAGUGAAGAAGGAGCAUCGCAAGUAUCCCCUCGAAACAGCAAACAUGGGUAUUUCUCGCGACUCCCGCCACAAGCGCUCGGCUACCGGUGCGAAGAGGGCCACUUACCGCAAGAAGAGGGCGUUCGAGAAGGGUCGCCAGGCCGCCAACACCCGUAUCGGCUCCAAGAGAAUCCACCUGGUCCGCACCCGUGGUGGCAACCGCAAGUUCCGUGCCCUCCGUCUCGACUCCGGUAACUUCUCCUGGGGUUCUGAGGGUAUCUCCCGCAAGACCCGUGUCAUCGUUGUCGCCUACCACCCUUCCAACAACGAGCUGGUCCGUACCAACACCCUGACCAAGUCGGCCGUUGUCCAGAUUGAUGCCGCUCCUUUCCGUCAAUGGUACGAGGCCCACUACGGCCAGCCCCUCGGCCGUAGACGCCAGCAGAAGACCGAGACCACCGAGGAGAAGAAGAGCAACAGCGUUGUGAAGAAGCAGGCUGAGCGCUUCGCCGAGAGCGGCAAGGUCGAGUCUGCCGUCGAGAGACAGUUCGAGGCCGGUCGUCUCUACGCUGUCAUUGCUUCCCGCCCUGGCCAGAGCGGUCGUGUUGACGGUUACAUCCUGGAGGGUGAUGAGCUUGCUUUCUACCAGAAGGCUAUCCGGAAGUAAAAAGGGAAAAUCGUGUUGUAAAAGGGUGGUAUCGGAGUUUCAGCAAUUUUUUCCAGAAUACAUUUAUGAUCUCUGGGGCACUACGGGUGCAUUGUGUGUAGAGCUCUGAGCUGUCAGCAAUGGAAUGAUCCUCGUUAUGUUCUGUCGAAUUUGAAUAAUUUUUCCUUUUCU
Messenger RNA from Aspergillus nomiae NRRL 13137, 2085 nucleotides. RefSeq names its product 40S ribosomal eS8 domain-containing protein. The annotation marks the transcript as partial. Gene Ontology annotation, biological process: maturation of SSU-rRNA from tricistronic rRNA transcript (SSU-rRNA, 5.8S rRNA, LSU-rRNA); translation. Gene Ontology annotation, cellular component: ribosome; cytosolic small ribosomal subunit. NCBI's taxonomy places the organism in Eukaryota, Fungi, Ascomycota, Eurotiomycetes, Eurotiales, Aspergillaceae. Gene Ontology annotation, molecular function: structural constituent of ribosome. The transcript is spliced from 5 exons. The record is from RefSeq and is a predicted model, not a curated record.